Schizosaccharomyces japonicus yFS275 is the source of this 609-nucleotide messenger RNA. RefSeq lists its product as hypothetical. The record is from RefSeq and is a predicted model, not a curated record. The transcript is spliced from 2 exons. NCBI's taxonomy places the organism in Eukaryota, Fungi, Ascomycota, Schizosaccharomycetes, Schizosaccharomycetales, Schizosaccharomycetaceae. Gene Ontology annotation, cellular component: Golgi apparatus; membrane; Golgi membrane. The coding region runs from base 1 to 609 and encodes 202 amino acids.
AUGGAGACACAGACACUGUCAAAUGUAGCUCCCACUGCCCAGGAGUCGCCGUCCUCUAACCUGCGGCUGUUUCAAGGGUCUUCGCACCCUGUUGCGCUGUUUUUCUUCCUUUUUUUCCGUGGUCUGGCUCUGGCUAUGUACUUUCUCGGAUACCUUGUUCUCUCUAACUUUAUGCUUGUUUUCGUCAUUACUGUUGUUUUGCUCUCAAUGGACUUGUGGACCGUGAAAAACGUGUCGGGACGGCUGUUAGUGGGUUUGCGCUGGCACAAUGAAGUCGGUCCCAACGGUGAAAGCAUCUGGGUGUUCGAGUCUGCGGAUCCUAGUCGUCCGAAAAACGCAAUGGAUCAUCGCAUGUUCUGGCUGGUCUUGUACUCUACCCCUGUCGUGUGGUUCAUCCUGGCCGUUGUUGCGCUCGCUCGUUUCGAGUUCCUGUGGUUCUGUCUCGUGUGCAUCGCCUUUGUCCUGAGCUCCAUCAACACGGUUGCUUACACGCGCUGCGACAAGGACGCCAGACGUAAGUGGGCCACAGACCUUGCUACUUCUGCAGCUACUUCUAGCCUCGUUUCACGCUUUCUCCCGCGCGCCUUCCUCGGCCGCUUUUUCGGGUAG